This is a messenger RNA of Ornithorhynchus anatinus (platypus), 5607 nucleotides long. It is a transcript of the gene SFSWAP, whose product is annotated as splicing factor SWAP. Gene Ontology annotation, biological process: RNA processing; mRNA 5'-splice site recognition. The record is from RefSeq and is a predicted model, not a curated record. Bases 2608 to 5235 code for a protein of 875 amino acids. The transcript has 19 exons. Gene Ontology annotation, molecular function: RNA binding. NCBI's taxonomy places the organism in Eukaryota, Metazoa, Chordata, Mammalia, Monotremata, Ornithorhynchidae.
GGGUCCCCCCCUCUCCUCCCCCCUUCCCCGGCGGGGCCCGGUGAAGCCCGCCCUAAAAGCCCCCGGCCGGGAUGGCCUGUCGCCGCCGGGACCGUCGCCGCCGACCCCCCUUUUCCUUCCCUCCUCUUUCUACUGGAAGCUCCCGCUUCGGCCUCGUCCUCCUGCUAAAUGGGGGGCGGUCGUUCGUCCCUGUGUCGGGGGAGGGGAAGAGCGUGUAGGGAAGGGUGCGGGCGAGGCCGCCCGGGCCUCGCCCUUGCUUGGAUUCGGCAGGAGGGUGAGGAGCGAGGGGCGAUUUAGGCUGUGAGCCCGGCGUCGGGCAGGGAUCGUCUCCUGGCCCUUGCGGAAUUGCUCCCUCCAAGCGCCUAGGCCGUCGCAGGCGCCCCCUAAAUAGCCCUGAGCCAACGAAGACGCCGUAAGCGCCCCCUUUAAAUCCCACCUUGUGAACGGACCAGUUUUCCCUCCUCUUCCUCCUCUCCCUCGGUCGGUUGGAAAAUGGGAGAGGACCAGCGCACGGCCUUUGAAAGGAGAUUGGGAAGAGAUGGGGGCCGGGCUCCUUAGAGGUGGGGGCCGGGCGGGGGUCCCGCGAAUGGGCUGCUAAACGUUCGCCCCCUCCCCCCCUCCAGACUCAGGGGACGGGGGUCCCGACCUGGGAGCCGCCUUGGGGGUCCCUGUUUGGGGGAAGGAGCCCCCCCCCCCCAUCCUGUAAGUGUCUGCUCCCUCUCCACUCCUCCUUCCUCCUCCCUUACGGAGUUCCCUGGCAGGGUUUUUGGCAACACACCUUCUGGAUUGCAGAGCUAACGGUGGGACAACGGUUAGACUGUGGAAUAGGACCUCCAAGGGAAGGAAGCCCCAUCGCUUGAGACGUUUAAAGCCGGACUCGACAAACCACUGGAAAAUGCACUGUAGGAAACAAUCCUGCGCUGGCCAGGGUGGACCACGGUUGACCACCCAACGGGUCUUCCCAUCGCUCACUUUUUUUCUAUUUUUUGGUUGCUUUUGGAGUUAAAACUAGAAAGCGAAGACUGGGGAGGGGAACCAGUCAGGUCAGAGGUAGUUCCGAUGUGCUGAUCAUUUUGCUCCAGCAUUGUUAUGCAGUUAAACCGUGGUUUUUUUUAUUUAUUUUUUUACGACGAUGCCUGGCCCGGCAGCCCAUCCUUUCCAACGAGUCGCGUGUUCCUAGGAGUUAUCGAUUACGAUGGUUAAACUCUCGCGUACGGUUUUGUGCAUCGCACUGUAUACUCUUCGGGGUAGGUCUCCCGCACCUGCCGCGGAACAGACUCCACACCUGGACGUGUGCGCGCUUUUUGAAAUAAUUUAUAUCUGUAAGUUAAGGAGGUUUACAUCUGAAUAGAGUCAAGAUGAAUGAUUUGAAGGUAGAGUUUUUUUGUCGCCAGCAGCGUGGAACCGCUAAAGGGUUUUUGAAAAAUCAUAUCGUACCGUCACCAAAUUUAGGCGUAAUGAGAUAGCGCGCCAGACCCUCGUUGGCCGGCCAGUCCGUCUUACAAGACCCGGGAUCUCGACGCUUUAGAGGCAGAAGCGCACUCGCGUAUACUUUGGCGGUACACUCAAUUGAGAGUCUUAUGUUAUUUAAAACAACCAACAACAGCAACAAAAAAAGACGCUACAAAUGCAGGGAACGUGUCUGCUAAUUCUGUUGUAUCGUACUCUCCCAAACGCUUAGUACAGUGCUCUGCACAUAGUCAGCGUUCAAUAAAUACCAUCGAUUGACUGAAUGCGCUCUCCAUUUUGCACUCAGUUGGUUUUAUUGUGCCACAGAAGAGAAUCAUUAAAGGUGGUAACUUCAUGUGCUAUAUUUCCUGGAAGCAAAAAUGUGUUUACAGAGGGAGUGAUUAUGCACUGUCCAGUAUUUUUGUUGUAUUUCUGGUGAACCUCCUUAAACUGCAUGUAUAUGUUACUGUUCCUAUGUAUGUGUGUCUCUCUAUCACAUAACCCAGAACUUAUUUCCUCAGCCAAAUGGCUAGGGGUCGAGCCUAGCCCAGAUUUUACCUCCAAUGGACGCAAGUUACUUGGGUGAAGAUCUCUCCUGAGAGUUCGGGACUAGCAGAAAGAAGCGAGGAAAUUUCCACCGUUUGGUUCUUACGGAUAGGUAUUUAUGUAUUCCGGUUUGUGUGAAUGUAAGCUACGGUAUUUGACUUUCCAGAACAGCAUAUUUGGCAAGUGACAUUGAGUGGUUGGCCAAACCAUAAACGGUAAGGACACUUAAGAAAUGGAUCCGACUUAAACCAUUAAAGGAUUCUUUGCCUUUAAAUGUAGACUCGAUUAUAUUUUAGAAGGGGAUUUUUGCCUUCAUUAAGAUAAGCCGCUUGAAUUUAAUCGGUAAGAAGUGACUAGCAAACUUAAGUAUAAAUCCGAACAGCCAAGCGCCCCCACUUAGUUGUUUUAAUGUCGCUUUCAUUCAUUUUGAACGGGUAAGUAUUUUCAUUCUUCUCCCACACAAAACCUGUAUCUUAACUUCUUUACCUUGACCAGUUUGUUCAUAUUACAGAUAUGAUGGACGUGGUCACCUGCAUGACCUUUCUGAUUAUGACGCUGAAUAUUCCACCUGGAACCGAGACUACCAGCUGUCUGAAGAGGAGGCACGAAUAGAUGCCCUGUGUGAUGAAGAGAGAGGAAGAAUAUAAACGAUUGAGCGAAGCCUUAGCCGAGGACGGAAGCUAUAAUGCUGUGGGAUUCGCUUACGGCAGUGAUUAUUAUGACCCUUCUGAACCAACAGAGGAGGAGGAACCUUCUAAGCAAAGAGUAGAAAAAAAUGAGCCAGAAAAUGCAGAGGAAAAUGAAGAGCCUUUCAUUGCCCCUUUAGGAUUGAAUGUGCCCUCCGACGUGGAACUGCCACCUACGGCCAAAAUGCAUGCUAUCAUCGAACGGACUGCAAAUUUCGUCUGCAAACAGGGAGCCCAGUUUGAGAUCAUGCUCAAAGCUAAGCAGGCUCGGAACUCUCAGUUUGACUUUUUGCGAUUCGAUCACUACCUCAAUCCCUACUACAAACACAUCCAGAAGGCUAUGAAAGAAGGGCGGUAUACUGUCCUGACAGAAAACAAAGGUGACGAGAAAAAAAAUUCAGGUGUCAAUUCGGAUGACGACGAUGACGACGAUGAUGAUGGUAAUUAUCUCCAUCCAUCGCUCUUUGCUUCCAAAAAAUGCAGUAGACUUGAAGAGCUUGUGAAGCCUCUGAAGGUGGUAGAUCCCGACCACCCCCUCGCCGCACUCGUCCGUAAAGCCCAGGCUGAUAGCAACGCAGCCCCCCCGCAGCCCCCUGAUGGUGCCGCCGUCCAAACAGCACAAGUGGAGUACACCGCAGACUCAACGGUAGCGGCCAUGUAUUAUAGUUACUACAUGUUACCCGAUGGGACGUACUGCCUUGCGCCUCCACCGCCGGGAAUCGACGUGGCCACAUACUACAGUGCCCUCCCGGCAGGGGUGACCGUGUCGAGCACUACAGGAGUAACAACGGCCCCCCCGCCCCCUGGAACUACCCCACCCCCACCCCCAACAACAACCGAGUCAAGUAGUGGGGUGACUACCAGCACUUCUUCUACCAGCCCUCUUACUCCAGUGGUUGCCAUUAUUCCCCCACCUCCGGAUAUUCAGCCCGUUAUCGACAAGCUUGCAGAAUAUGUUGCUCGGAAUGGAAUUAAAUUUGAAACCAGUGUUCGUGCCAAGAAUGACCAGAGAUUUGAGUUCUUGCAACCAUGGCACCAGUAUAAUCCCUACUAUGAAUUUAAGAAACAGUUCUUCCUUCAAAAAGAAGGAGGCGACAGCAAACAGGCUGUAUCAGCACCAGAAGAAACUCCAGCAGAACCUGCCCCUGAAAGUUCAAGUGAAGCCGUGGAAGAGCCUGGUUCUGAAGAGUCAGAUGAUGUGGGAGGGAAAGGAGCGACAGCAGUUAAGAAGGAUGCCUCUGCUAGUAAAGUUGUCAGCGAUGGCAAAUUGGUAAAAGCUUCAUUUGCUCCGAUAUGUUUUGCGAUCAAAGCCAAAGAAAAUGAUCUACUUCCCUUAGAAAAAAAUCGCGUUAAGUUAGAUGACGACAGCGAUGAGGAGGAAGAGGGCAAGGAAGGCCAAGAAAGUUCUACAGUUACUUCCACCACAAACCCAACGGUUGCCCCACCCUCCUUGGUAGUUGAAGAAAAGAAGCCUCAACUAACACAGGAGGAACUGGAAGCAAAGCAAGCUAAGCAAAAGCUAGAAGACAGACUUGCUGCUGCCGCCAGGGAAAAACUUGCCCAGGCCUCCAAGGAGUCAAAGGAGAAACAACUGCAGGCCGAGCGCAAAAGGAAAGCUGCCCUAUUUUUACAGACUUUAAAAAAUCCCUUGGCAGAAGCAGAAAUGGGGAAAAUUGAGGAAAAUCCAUUUAGUGUAGAGGAAGUAAACAAUAUGCCGUGUACAUUAUUGGCUGGGGUCAGACCACUGCCUACUUUAGAAGUUAAACCAUCCGAAAGGCCUUCAAGCAAAUGUAAAGAUCCUCCCCGCACAGAAGAAAAAGAGAAGAAAAAGAAGAAGCACAAAAAAAGAUCUCGAACAAGAUCCCGAUCCCCUUCUAAGUACCACUCAUCAUCCAAAUCCAGGUCUCGGUCACAUUCAAAAGCAAAGCAUUCUCUUCCCAGUGCCUACAGAACAGUCCGGCGGUCAAGACCCUCAGCAUCCACAGGGACACUGAGCCCGGAGCCAUGUCUGAGCAGCUCAUCAAUGGCAGCAGCAACAGAUCAAGAAAGUUAUCAGGCAGCUUCGACAACGAAAAGAUUUGCCUCCCGGAGCUCUUUUGAGGGAAAACCUGGUAAAAUGUCAAGGUCACGGUCAAGGUCCCCUAGAAGGAGAGCUCACACUCCUGAGAGGCGAAGAGAGGAAAGGAGUGUUCCAACAGCAUACCGCAUGAGUAACAGCCCUGGCAUCAGUAGGAAACGUACUCGUUCCAGGAGCCCCCACGAAAAGAAGAAGAAACGACGUUCUCGAUCUCGCACCAAGUCCAAGGCCCGGUCACCGUCAGGGUCACCGAGCAAGCAGUCUGCACACAAGAACUCUGCACAUUCAGCCAGCAUCUCUCCUGUGGAGAGUAGGGAAUCCAGCCAAGAACGCUCCAGGGGAGUUUCUCAGGAAAAAGACGGUCAGAUCUCUUCGGCAAUCGUAUCUUCAGUGCAAAGUAAAAUAACUCAGGAUCUUAUGGCCAAAGUGAGAGCAAUGCUUGCAGCUUCCAAAAACAUACAGACUAGUGCCUCCUGAGACCGGAUGGACUAACCAUUAUGAAAACAUCUUGGAAGGGAAUUUUGCAAACAAUCUCAACUGCCUCAUUGUAACUGUGGAUCCUGCAUUCUCGAGCAUUUGUUCUCGAGCAUUACUUUCCGUUUGAGAUCACAAAAAAAGAUGAAAACCUUACUUAUGUACAGACUCAUCGUGAAAGAAUGCUGUCAAUUUUUCGCCCUGGAGCUCCUGAACCAGUGUAUGGUUUUUGUAAAUUGACUUUUGAUGCCCUUUUCAGUUAAAGGAUUUUUGACCAGCAGCCUCUUAUCUGUAUAUAUGUAAAUAAUAUCAUGUUUCUGUGAAAAUGAAAUACACAUUAAAAUUGGAGAGAAACAUCUUUUAUAGGUAGCAGAA